Meyerozyma guilliermondii ATCC 6260 is the source of this 1989-nucleotide messenger RNA. RefSeq names its product GTPase. Lineage: Eukaryota; Fungi; Ascomycota; Pichiomycetes; Serinales; Debaryomycetaceae. The coding region runs from base 1 to 1989 and encodes 662 amino acids. Gene Ontology annotation, cellular component: mitochondrion. The transcript has a single exon. Gene Ontology annotation, biological process: positive regulation of translation. The record is from RefSeq and is a predicted model, not a curated record. Gene Ontology annotation, molecular function: GTPase activity; GTP binding; mitochondrial ribosome binding.
AUGUACAUACAUUCAAGUAGAACAGUACUUGCUCGAUAUGGGUCCCGAACGCCCCUACUAAGGCCACUGGUGUUGGGUCGAUAUUCCACUUCGCCGGCAGCGACAAUAGAAGCCAGAAAAAUUGCACUAAAUCGUGACAAUUAUAUUAAAUCGGUAUACGACCGCAUCGCCAAAAUCCCACCGGAGAACUAUAGAAACUUCAGCAUUGUGGCCCAUGUUGACCAUGGCAAAUCAACCCUUUCUGACAGGUUACUAGAGCUAACAGGGGUCAUACAGCCUGGAGAUAAGAACCAGGUUCUUGAUCGGUUGGAUGUUGAAAGAGAGCGAGGAAUCACUGUCAAGGCUCAAACAUGUACAAUGAUAUUUAAUGACCCCCGCAACGGCCAGGAUUACUUGUUGCAUUUAGUUGAUACCCCUGGUCACGUUGAUUUCCGUGCUGAAGUAUCUAGGUCAUACGCUUCUUGUGGAGGUGCACUUUUGCUUGUGGAUGCAACUCAAGGUGUUCAAGCACAAACUGUAGCCAACUUUUAUUUGGCCUAUAGUAUGGGACUCAAAUUAAUACCCAUCAUUAACAAGAUAGACUUGGACGCAGCUGAUAUACCUCGAGCUAUGGACCAGGUUGAGUCAACCUUUGAACUCGAUCGUGAAAACUGUCUUCAAGUAAGUGCCAAAACUGGCCUCAAUGUGAAGUCUAUCCUUCCUGCCAUCGUCGAUCACAUUCCAGCCCCUGACUGUGACAUCAACAGUCCCCUAAAGGCUCUCUUAGUUGACUCUUGGCACGAUCCAUAUGUUGGCGUAGUGAUGCUUCUAUACGUCAAAGAAGGAACCAUCAAAAAGGGCAUGAAGUUAUUGUCGGCUCACACUGAAGGACGAUACGAGGUGAAAGAAGUUGGCAUUAUGUACCCAGACAAGGUUCCCAUGGAAAGCAUUCGUGCUGGUCAGGUAGGGUAUAUUGUGCCUGGGAUGAAGGACCCAAGUCAAGCCAAGAUUGGAGAUACUUUUUUUCAGUAUGGAAAACAUGAAGGACUUGAAGCACUCCCCGGCUUUGAAGAGCCGAAACCAAUGGUGUUUGUUGGGGCAUUUCCAGCAGAGGGAUCCGAGUUCAAAGUAAUGGAUGACCACAUUGCCAACUUGGUGUUGAAUGAUCGUUCUGUCACUUUAGAAAAAGAGACUUCAAACGCUCUUGGUUUGGGUUGGCGUUUGGGCUUUCUAGGUUCUCUUCAUGCUUCUGUCUUUCAGGAACGACUCGAAAAUGAAUACGGAGCAAAGAUCAUUUUGACUGCUCCUACGGUUCCCUAUAAGAUAGUUUACAAAGAUGGAACUGAUAAGAUUGUUACCAACCCAGAUGAAUUCCCAGGCUCAGAUUUGCGUAAUCAAAACGUUGACAAGCUUAUGGAGCCUUAUGUCAACGCCAUUAUGACCAUUCCCGAUGAGUACAUUGGGGCAGUUAUGUCACUUUGUGAAAAUAAUCGUGGCAUUCAAAAAGAAUUAGAAUACCUCACUAAUGGACAAGUUCUUAUGCGCUACGAAAUUCCCUUGGCACAGUUGGUGGAAGAUUUCUUUGGAAAGUUGAAAGGAUGUACCAAAGGUUACGCUUCGUUGGACUAUGAGGAUGCUGGCUAUAAAAAAUCCGAUAUAGUUAAGAUGGAACUUUGCGUCAACGGAGAACCGCAAGAUGCACUCACUCAGGUGAUGCACAGGUCUCAAGUCCAGGCAAGAGGUAAAGAAUAUGUUGUUCGUUUCAAAGAGUACUUGAGAUUUCAACUCUUCGAAGUUGCCAUUCAGGCCAAGGUUAAUAAUAAGGUUGUUGCUCGUGAGACAAUCAAGGCGAAACGAAAGGAUGUUACUCAAAAGUUGCAUGCAGCGGAUAUUUCUAGAAGGAAAAAGUUAUUGCUGCGUCAAAAGGAGGGCAAGAAGCAAAUGAAGGCUAGUGGAAGGGUGCACAUAAAUCACGAAGCUUAUCAAGCAUUUCUUCGCCGGACAAUAUAA